Messenger RNA from Paramacrobiotus metropolitanus, 944 nucleotides. RefSeq names its product small ubiquitin-related modifier 1-like. Gene Ontology annotation, biological process: protein sumoylation. Bases 367 to 663 code for a protein of 98 amino acids. The record is from RefSeq and is a predicted model, not a curated record. The transcript is spliced from 5 exons. Gene Ontology annotation, cellular component: nucleus. Lineage: Eukaryota; Metazoa; Tardigrada; Eutardigrada; Parachela; Macrobiotidae. Gene Ontology annotation, molecular function: protein tag activity; ubiquitin-like protein ligase binding.
UCGGAUUUUUAGUAUUUUUUACUGUUGAAUUUUAAAAUAGACUUUUAAGGGUUUUAUUCAAGAUCUGUUUGGCAGAACUUGCGGUUAAUUGGUGGGUUUCUGUUAUCCUUAGCGAGCUUCGUCGCAGUGGGACACGAAACUGUUGCGGUAGUUGUUUGCAAUCCUCCGAAUACGCGUCCGUAGACGUUCCUUCUUUGUCUUCCUGCGCAAGAACCUGAGUGCCUCGCAGCAUAUCGUCUGACGCAGCUCACGCGUUGAGUUCCCUGUACUGUUCCGUGAUUGUUUGGUGAGCGGACAGGGUUGUCGUACCAUCCAGCUGUGUUUUUUGCAGCAACCAGCCUCGCGCACAUUCAUCAGCAACGCAAAAUGUCCGCCGCCAACGGGAAUUCCUCGUUGAUAUCCAAUAAUUCGUCGUCGGAUGAAUUUAUCCAGCUCAAAGCCGUCGAUCAGGAGAAUAAUUCCGUCACCUUGAAAGUGAAAAAAGUCGUCCUCUUCCGGCGCAUCAUCGACGGCUACGCCCGGAAAAAAGGACUCGAACCCGCCAAUAUCCGCUUCACCGUGGACGGGACCCGUGUUCGCGAUGAUGAUACUCCGACCAAGCUUGGUUUGGAAGAUGGCGACAUUAUCGAUGUUUAUACCUACCAACAAGGCGGCGGAUCCUGAAGACCCAUUUUGAACGGGAAGGUCAUGGGUUUUUAGAAUGUUAAUUGCCGCGGGGAAUCCUUUGUACAGAUUUAUCUUAGUCCCGAUCGCGGUGUUUUUUCGUUGGAAAAAUGUGAUGCUCAUUGCCAGUAAUUUGUACCACAGAAUUUACAGAUUGAGGAAGUGUAACCAGGAAUUAUUUGUGGUUGCUCAAUUUUUAAUGCGCGCGCGUUUCUGAAUUUUCCGUUUGGCAAUGGAGAAUGUGAUGUUGUUGCCUUUUGAAUAAGUUGUUAUCGGCAUUG